AUGAUACAUGUCAGAAAAAAAAGAAAUGCAACUUCAAAGAAUAACAGCCAUCUGGCAGAAAUGAAUAGCGAGGCUUUAAAAAGCCUUGUUUGCAUAGAAAACGCCAUUAACUAUAGAACAGAAAUACAUCAAAGGAAACCCCAAUUGAUGGGCACGUGUCUAAUUCGAAUACAACUACACAUAUGCAUAAUUAGUGUGAUAUCUGCAAACAUGCCGAAUGUGAAAUCGAAUCAUAAUGGUGGAAAUCACUGUGUGGUAGAAUUUCUGCGCCCUACAAGUUUCUUAAUAUUCCGCAAUAUGUCGCUUAAUUCCUCUCAGCGAAGUCCUGUAUAUGAGUGCAUUAGGUAUGCAUAA
Messenger RNA from Dujonia railenensis, 354 nucleotides. NCBI's taxonomy places the organism in Eukaryota, Fungi, Ascomycota, Pichiomycetes, Serinales, Debaryomycetaceae. The record is from the annotation of a GenBank genome assembly.